Molecule: messenger RNA, 2165 nt
Organism: Triplophysa dalaica
Lineage: Eukaryota; Metazoa; Chordata; Actinopteri; Cypriniformes; Nemacheilidae
Gene: glra4a
Product: glycine receptor, alpha 4a
Exons: 9
Coding region: 249-1625 (458 amino acids)
Biological process (GO): chemical synaptic transmission; signal transduction; chloride transmembrane transport
Cellular component (GO): synapse; neuron projection; plasma membrane
Molecular function (GO): glycine binding; transmitter-gated monoatomic ion channel activity; transmembrane signaling receptor activity
Source: RefSeq, a predicted model, not a curated record
CAGACACACGCACACAUGCUUUCUCCCUCACCUAUUCUCACUGGCAUCUGACGGGAGGACACUGUGGUGGAUUUUCCAGCACAAACAAGUGAGGAAGAAAAAGGCAGAAGAAGUUUUCUCAGACAGGUUUGGAUCACUCCGCAAGACAAUGCGUUCCUGUCCAGUUUUCCCAGCUUUUCUUUGGAUUUGGUAAUCCUGUAGACUGUAACUUCUUCAGACGGUCUGGGAGAGACGGACUGAGAAAGAGAAUGCUCCCUACGGUCAUAAGGAUUUUAUAUGUGUUGUCUUUUUUCUUUUUCCAAGGGGGAUUUAUCAGACUGGGCUCCUGUAAAGAGGAGAUAAAGUCAUCCGGCAGGCCAGCCCAAAAGCCUAUGUCUCCAUCCGACUUUCUGGACAAGCUGAUGGGAAGAACCUCCGGCUAUGACGCACGCAUCAGACCUAACUUCAAAGGACCACCUGUAAAUGUCACCUGCAACAUUUUCAUCAACAGUUUUGGGUCUAUUACAGAAACAACCAUGGACUACAGGCUGAAUGUGUUUCUACGGCAACAAUGGAAUGAUCCUCGAUUGGCCUACAGUGAAUAUCCAGAUGCAUCUCUAGAUCUGGACCCUUCUAUGUUGGACUCCAUAUGGAAACCUGACCUGUUCUUUGCUAAUGAGAAAGGUGCAAACUUUCACGAAGUCACAACAGACAACAAGCUGCUGAGGAUCUUUCAGGAUGGCAACGUUCUAUAUAGCAUUAGGCUAACACUCAUCUUAUCCUGUCCAAUGGAUUUAAAGAAUUUCCCAAUGGACACUCAGACCUGCACCAUGCAGCUUGAAAGCUUUGGCUACACCAUGAAUGAUCUGAUCUUCGAGUGGCUUUCUGAAAACCCUGUGCAGGUCGCAGAUGACUUGACUCUUCCCCAGUUUCUAUUAAAGGAGGAAAACGAUCUUGGCUACUGUACCAAACACUACAACACAGGUAAAUUUACCUGUAUUGAGGUGAAGUUUCACUUAGAGAGACAGAUGGGCUACUAUCUCAUUCAGAUGUACAUCCCCAGCCUCCUGAUUGUCAUCCUGUCUUGGGUGUCUUUCUGGAUCAACAUGGAUGCCGCCCCUGCUCGGGUAGGCUUGGGUAUCACCACUGUGCUGACCAUGACCACCCAGAGCUCUGGCUCACGAGCUUCUCUACCCAAGGUGUCCUAUGUGAAAGCCAUCGACAUCUGGAUGGCCGUUUGUCUGCUGUUCGUAUUCGCUGCGCUGUUGGAGUACGCAGCAGUCAACUUUGUCUCAAGGCAACAUAAGGAGUUCAUCAGGCUGCGUAAGAAACAGCGAAGGCAGAGAAUAGAGGAAGAGUUUGUUCGGGAAAGCCGAGGCUUUUACUUCCGUGGGUACGGACUGGGCCAUUGCUUACAAGCAAAGGAUGGAACAGCUGUAGAAGGGUCCAGCGUAUUCACCCCACCACCACCCCCUGUGCAAGUCAUAUAUGAUGGUGAAGCAGUCCGGAAACGCUUUGUGGACCGCGCCAAGCGGAUCGAUACCAUAUCCAGAGCUGUGUUCCCUCUCAGCUUCCUCAUAUUUAACAUCUUCUACUGGAUCACCUACAAAGUACUGCGACACGAGGAUAUUCAUACCAACCUGUAAUAAGGCCAUCUCUCCUGGUUACACCAAUUAUUCAUCUUUACCGCUUCUUUUCCUGUAUCCUUUUUCUUUCAACCAAAAGCAGCUGUUACAUCCACACUAGGAAUGUAUUUCUAAGGCAUUUUUUCGCCUCAGAAAUGCUAUCAGUGCUCAAACCAUGUGCUCAGGUGUGACUUUUUGAUUUCCAAAAGAGUAUAAAGUGCCCCACUCAGAGUGACAAAGGUGGGCUCGUAGAUGCAAAUACUGCUGGUGUCUCUUUGACAUCUUCAUUUGAGUGGACCUGCACUAAUAGCCAGUGAUAUUUUUCUCACUUCUCCAGCUCCGUUCGGGUUAUCGGCUGAAAGAAUUGUGUGUUGUUUUGGGCAGAAAAUAUCGACUUGAAUUUAUCACUAGGCGCACCCUUGAAUGAAUGUUUUUCAAAACCUCAAAACAAAAGUGAUUUUUUUACACAUUCAAAUGCGAAACAAAUGGGCUGGGAAGGGGGAUUGGGAUUUAUUAUUCAUGGGUAUAGUUGCAGGGGAUGGUGUAAUGUUUUACAAAUAU